Molecule: messenger RNA, 507 nt
Organism: Dermacentor silvarum
Lineage: Eukaryota; Metazoa; Arthropoda; Arachnida; Ixodida; Ixodidae
Product: actinia tenebrosa protease inhibitors-like
Exons: 3
Coding region: 18-398 (126 amino acids)
Molecular function (GO): serine-type endopeptidase inhibitor activity
Source: RefSeq, a predicted model, not a curated record
UAAAAAAUCCUUGGAAUAUGCCCAUCAGUGAUGGACAUGCAUGUCCACAUCGAAGAAAGGGUGGCUAUAUGGCCUACGGUUACAGCUGGAAGACUCAAAAAUGUCACCGGUUCUGGCAUAAAGGUUGCGGCGGCAACAAUAAUCAAUUUACAGCGGCGGAAAAUUGCUGGAAGACAUGCGCAGGAAACUCUGCAAGCAAAUGUUCGAAACCUCCUGAGGUUCACCGAUACUUGACCGGUUUCAGGAAGAGGUACUACUACAACGUGACUUCAGACAGCUGCAUGCCUGCGAAGUACUGGAGUGAAAGCACCCAAGGCAAAAAUAGAUUUACCGAGCUGACUGACUGUGAACGUGAAUGCAGAGCCUGGUACUCUGGGCCACUGUCAUGGAUGGAAUAAGCAAAAACCAGCAUACAUGCAUAUUUGUCGCUUGCUCUUUGACCACGGAAAAAGAAAUAAAUGGCUUCUGGUCAUAAUGUAACUAUUUCGUAAUAAACUCUGAAGUCAA